GAGGCAGGAGGGGGCAGAGUCAAGAGGAACAACUACAACAACAUCGAGACCGAGAGACGGAACGGAGAACGGCACCACCAACACAGACACAGCCCGACCAAACACAGCAGCCAGCAAGCCUCAAACCUCGCAUCACCACCUCCAUCCCCGUGGCAGCAGCAGCAAGCCACCAGCCGCCGCCGCCGCCGCCGCAGCACCAGCAGCAGCGUGCCUCUGUAACCUUCCUGCCGCCGCGAGAGGAGCUCGUCCCAGCGGCAGCACGUCUCAGCAGCGGCGCCGGGAGACCAGCUGGAGAUCGGUUUCUGCAGCACCUGCCUCCUCUCCUCCUCCGCGCCAGGGGGAGCGCGCGCGCGCGCCAGCCAAGUAAUUUUUGGUGAGUGGGCUGCACACGCAGAUAAGCAGGACCGGAGGAAGAGUACAAUAUUCUCUGGAUAUCCAGUUGUAGAUAAAUACCUUCUGGUUCAAUUGUAUUUACAUGGAAUCUCUUUCCUGAGAGAUGCCAACAUCUAAGCCACCAUCGGUGCCACCGGCACCAAGCCUGCAACCAUUACCAUCAUCUGCAGUACGACAGAACAGUCGUAUUGACCUUCGUGAGAUCAAGUCCAAGAUUGUUAAGACGAUUGGGCCAGAACGAGCAAAGAAGUACUUUCAACAUCUGGAGAGAUUCUUAUCAUCAAAAUUGAGCAAGAAUGAGUUUGAUAAGCUGUGUCUUGUGGCACUUGGCCGGGAGAACCUCCCAUUGCACAACCACCUCAUCCGUUCUAUUCUUUUCAAUGCCUCUGCAGCGAGUGGCCCACCAGCAAUUAAUGCAUCUAAGAUGGCUGAAGAUGUCACCAAUUCAGAACAUACAAUGGUUCCGCAUGUCUGGAAUGGUGACACUUUGAGCAAGCAUGUCAACGACAAACACUCAUUGAGCAGAAGUGUGAACACAUUAACACAGCAUUCAUCACUGACUCAUGGUGAGACUAUCAAUAGGGAGAAUGGUGCUCCAAAUUUGAUUGGUUUGAAGAGAUAUACACAGCUUCGGCAAAGUGAGCAUGUGGAGCCAUUUACCAAGCGAUCAUGUAUGGGGAAGGCACCAUUGAAUUUUCAUGGCUCUCUACAUAGCAAUGGACCUUCUGCUAUAAAUGCUAGAGAAUCCUUGGGAGAAGAAAUUACACAACAUGCUCAAGUUCUGGUGCAAGCUCCAAUUGGGAUUCAGUUUGGCUCUGCUAAUUUUUGCCAGGCUAAAAAACCUUCAGCCAUUGCUUCUGUCAGUUCAGACAAUAGCUCUAUUUGUUGUUAUGACCUUGGUGAACUAUGUGAUACUUUGUCACUUAGAAAGAAAAUGGAAAAAACAGCACAAAUGGAAGGCUUGGAAGGGGUCUCAGUAGAGUGUGCUGAUCUGUUGAAUAAUGGAGUUGAUGUUUUCUUGAAGCAAUUGAUUGGAUCUUGUGUUGAGCUUGUUGGAGCAAGGUCUCAACAUGGUAAACUAAGCCAUGCGGCACUGAAGCAGCAGUUGGGCCGUAAGAUAGUAAAUGGUGUAUCACUGCAAAAUCAUACCCAUGUGCAGGGUGGCAUUAUACCUCCAGGGUCUAAGUCAAUCUCAAUGCAAGACUUAAAGGCAGUGUCAGAGCUAAACCCUCGUCUGCUUGGGGUCAACGCAUCAGGGCUACUUGAAAAGAUCAAUUCACAUGACUAAUUGGAUGGAGCAAGUUGGGUUUUUCACAUUGCAAGAUUGUACCAACUUGAUGGUGUCUCUUGCUUCAUGGCCUUUGUAUUCAGGUCAUAACUUACCGAGGGUGGUGAAACCUGGAGAAGGCAGGCAGACUUUCUAGUUUGUACAGUAUGCUGAUAAUGCUGUAUCUAAUAUCCUGCGCAAAUUUUGAAAUAAGCAAAGUUCUGAUUAUCUUCUAGAAGGCUAGAGGCUGUAUAAUAGACCCAUCCGUUGUCUGCAUCCAAGCACCAGUAAAGAGGCAUAAGUGCUUAACAGAACUAUGGUGCAGGGCUUCAAAUGAAUUGAUGAGCCAUGACUCUCCUCCAGGAACCCAUGCUGAUGGCACCAAAUCUGUAAAUGGGCCAACAUCCAGGAUCUGCCAAAGUCGUGUUUUAUUGUCUGCGGCGAAUGUAUCUGGCAGAGGAUGCAAAGACGGCACAGAGCAGAAUUCGGUCGCUAUUUCCCUGGAGCUGGCUGCCUAUUGGAAAGAAGUGGAAGGGCCUCUUAUCCCCAUGGUACAGAUGAUGGGUUUUUGGUCUCUAUUUACCUCCUGACCUGACAGUUGCUAGAAAAUUGCAAUCCCAGUUGUACGUCCCAUGGAGCUUUCACAUACAGAAGAGAUGCAGUAAGAAGCCCCCCGCCCAACGAUCAAUACUGAUACUGACUGCUGUGCAGGCGUCCUCAGAGCUGUACAAUCAUUGUAAUAUGUGUAGCAUUACUCUAGCGAAAUCAUCGGUGCAAAAAUGUGUGCCAUCAGUCAUGACCAUGUGCAACACAAGUGUGAAAAUUUCACAAAUCUAACAUGUGUGGCAUCAGCA
Molecule: messenger RNA, 2514 nt
Organism: Triticum dicoccoides
Lineage: Eukaryota; Viridiplantae; Streptophyta; Magnoliopsida; Poales; Poaceae
Exons: 3
Coding region: 497-1681 (394 amino acids)
Biological process (GO): regulation of transcription by RNA polymerase II
Cellular component (GO): SAGA complex
Molecular function (GO): transcription coactivator activity
Source: RefSeq, a predicted model, not a curated record